GCAUUUCCCACCAUGCUUGGCCCGAAGUUGGAUUCGGACUGCUCAUGAUGUCCAGCUAACUUGGAGCUCUGGUAUUUGUUUCAACAGGCGCUUGUACCUACUCACCAUUGCGCAGCUUUUCCAGCUCAACAUUUGAAGAUUAGAAGAGCUUCAAAGAAAGAAUGGAACGACUGAGCAUUUGGCUGCUCUUUGUUGCUGCUUUACGGCUCUUCUCAGUCUACUUGGGGCUCUUCAAACCGAACCUCCUACAGAUUGGGCUCUUCAGCAGGAUUCAAUUGGUGGACGUUCACGCCAGGACCUUUGCCACGUGGACUUCCCUGACCUGCAUCCUGUGCAUCGUCACCGCUUUCAACUUGGAAAGUGCUCCGAUAUACUUCACAACGAUCUUCUCGUUCGUGCUUGCGAUCGCACACCUGGGAACCGAAGCUUUCGUUUUCAAGACCAUUGGGCCGAAGCAACUUAUAUCCCCCGGCCUAACCGCAGGUAUCACUGCCGUUUGGAUGUUCCUCGCCUGGAACGAUCCGGUGUUCGGUUCAGCGAGCUCAAAGGAACUCUGAGUGCAGUCAGUCCGUUCGCUACCUUCCUGAGUUGUCCUUUUUGCUAGCGUCGUGUGCAAGGGGUGCUAUUUGAGGCUGUCGUCAAAAACACGAAUUAAGCUGAUCAGCGUCGUAGCCUCUCCAACCACUUGCCUUUCCCGUUGACCAUUUGGGAGGGGUUUUUCCCUCUUCACGGUCCUCUUCAGCAAGGUUUCCCCAGAAAUACAAGUCGAGGAAUGCGACAACGCACAGUCCAAACAUUCGCCUGAGGAACCAACGGGUGUGUUGAAGGAAAGAGGGACUACUGAGAGUUUAGCCUAUUACAAGUAGUAACUGCGCUGGCAUACUUCAAUUUGAUUAGUACGUUCGUCGCUUCUAACAGAGGCCAACGCAACCUUAGCCUAGGGCAGUCAGUCGAGAGUCCUAGCAUAGACGGCACUCAGUCGACAAUCCUAGCGUAGUAGACCCGUGUUAGCUCAAGGCCGUACGGACAGGGCUUGAAGUCAAAAGUUGUGGAGGCUAAGGAAAGGCAGACGAAACAUUAUUGUGUUUCCGUUACGGCGCUCAGAGUUGACCAAUACUACGACGUUUUGAAAAGGCGCAUGCAAGACGAUAAGUAGAUACAGUUUGCUUUAUAGUUGCGAAGUCGACCAGAUGCUGGUGACCUCAGAAGAUUUCCGUGAUCGUCGAUGAUGUGUAUUGACCAUCUCCUGCCAAGGUCUGAUGUUCUUCUGGAC
This is a messenger RNA of Klebsormidium nitens, 1273 nucleotides long. The record is from the annotation of a GenBank genome assembly. NCBI's taxonomy places the organism in Eukaryota, Viridiplantae, Streptophyta, Klebsormidiophyceae, Klebsormidiales, Klebsormidiaceae.